Oncorhynchus keta (chum salmon) is the source of this 3211-nucleotide messenger RNA. It is a transcript of the gene dapk3, whose product is annotated as death-associated protein kinase 3. NCBI's taxonomy places the organism in Eukaryota, Metazoa, Chordata, Actinopteri, Salmoniformes, Salmonidae. The record is from RefSeq and is a predicted model, not a curated record. Gene Ontology annotation, biological process: protein phosphorylation; positive regulation of apoptotic process; intracellular signal transduction. Bases 204 to 1559 code for a protein of 451 amino acids. Gene Ontology annotation, molecular function: protein serine/threonine kinase activity; ATP binding. Gene Ontology annotation, cellular component: cytoplasm; nucleus. The transcript has 12 exons.
UUGCUUUUGCGGGUUCAAACUUGUGCAGGCACAACGAUGAAGUCAGUGUGAUGUCAUUCCAUAUGGUCCAUCCUCCUGUCUCAAAAGUGCUGUAAUUUUCUUCUACCACCGGAAAUUUGACUCGGGAGAGGAAUGCAGGACCCGUAGCCAGUUAUAAUUGUGAUUCAAGACACAACUUCUAUUAGCAGCAACCCAGUCAGACCAUGGCUGGCUUCAGACAAGAGGAUGUGGAGGCGUUCUAUGAUAUGGGAGAGGAGCUAGGGAGUGGACAAUUCGCCAUCGUACGGAAGUGUAAAGACAAGAGUUCUGGCUCGGAGUACGCCGCCAAGUUAAUCAAGAAGCGUCGCCUGUCGUCCAGCCGCCGGGGCGUAAGCCGCGAGGAGAUCGAGAGGGAGGUGAACAUUCUGAGAGAGAUCCAGCACAGCAACAUCAUCACGCUGCACGACAUCUUCGAGAACAAGACAGACGUCAUCCUCAUCCUGGAGCUAGUGUCUGGAGGGGAACUAUUUGACUUCCUGGCAGAGAAGGAGUCUCUAACAGAGGAGGAGGCCACACAGUUCCUCAAACAGAUCCUGGACGGGGUCUACUAUCUACACUCCAAACGCAUCGCUCAUUUUGACCUGAAGCCAGAGAACAUCAUGCUGCUUGAUAAGAACGUCUCCAACCCCAGGAUCAAACUCAUCGACUUCGGCAUCGCUCAUCAGAUCAAAGCUGGAAAUGAGUUUAAGAAUAUCUUUGGAACGCCAGAGUUUGUUGCUCCAGAGAUAGUCAACUAUGAACCACUCGGACUGGAGGCUGACAUGUGGAGUAUUGGAGUUAUCACGUACAUUCUGUUGAGUGGUGCCUCUCCGUUCCUGGGGGAGACCAAGCAGGAGACUCUGACCAACAUCUCUGCUGUCAACUAUGACUUUGACGAGGAGUACUUCAGCAAUACCAGUGAGCUGGCCAAGGACUUCAUCAGACGCCUGCUGGUCAAGGAUCCCAAGAAGAGGAUGACCAUCGAUGACAGCCUUCAGCAUCCCUGGAUCAAGGUGAUCAAGAGGCGGAACGUGCGCCAGGAGGAGAGCGGGAAGAAGCCGGAGCGCAGGCGCCUGAAGACCACGCGUCUAAAGGAGUACACUAUCAAGUCCCACUCCUCCAUGCCCCCAAACAACACCUACGUCAACUUCGAACGCUUCUCCCAGGUGCUGGAGGAGAUCGCUGCUGCUGAGGAGGGGCUGAGAGACCUGGAACAAAACCAGAGGUCGUGCCGGGAGGACGUGGCUGCUCUCCUGUCUAUCUACGAGGAGAAGGAGGGCUGGUACAAGGAGGAGAACCAGAGCAUCGCCAGCGACCUGGGUCACAUCCGCCAGGAGCUGCAGCGUACCCAGGCCCAGCGCAGGCAGAGUCAGGAGGAUGCCCGCGCCACCAUGCUGGCUGCUAACGCCCUCAAGAGGAAGUUUGGCCGUCUGGAGAACCGUUACGAGGUCCUGGCAGAACAGGUGGCGUCGGAGGUGCUCUGGGUGGAGGAGCUGGUCAGGGGGAUAGAGAAGGAGAAGGACAGCCUCGUCAUGCCCUGAGUUUGGCCUGGCUUCUAGUAUCACUGACCUGGUCAUGCCUGAGUUCAGCCUGGCUUCUAGUAUCACUGACCUGGUCAUGCCUGAGUUCAGCCUGGCUUCUAGUAUCACUGACCUGGUCAUGCCCUGAGGCCAGCCUGGUUUGGUACAGACACCGGUCUUAUAUACCAGCUGUCAUUAGAUUCAGAACAAGGGCCCAGAGUUUUUCUGGUGAGGGAAAACUCUGGCCCCUGGUCAUAAGCCAGGCAUUUGAUUAGGAAAAAUGAUCCCCCUUCCCCAUCUUCCCUUUCUAAUGAGAGCACCAACAAUGUAUAGAGUCCCUCCCUACUAUGAACACAUUUAAUCAACAAAAUAUGUGUUUAAUGAAUGUCCAUUCCAGUAUUUUCUAAAUUAAUUCAUAAUGUUGAAAAUGGUAAAGAUUGUGAUUCAUUUUUGCAGUAUAUUUGGUUAAGAUGAUGAUACAUACAUACAUACAUACAUACAUACAUACAGGAAGGUUUUCUGCACCUGCAAUCAUUUUCCUAUAGUUUUUUAGCCCCAUACUUAAAGGGAUAUUUAUCAUUAACAGCUGACUAUGAUUGACCAAUAAGGCCCAAGGGGGUGUGGUAUACGGCCAGUUCUUAUGCAUGAUACAACACAGUGCCUGGACACAGUCCUUAGCCGUGGUAUAUUGGCCAUAUACCACAAACCCCCAAGGUGCCUUAUUGCUAUUAUAAACUGGUUACCUACAUAACUAGAGCAGUAAAAACAAAUGUUUUGUCAUACCCAUGGCGUACAGUGUGAUAUACCACGGCUGUCAGCCAAUCAGCAUUCUGGGCUUGAACCACCCAGGUUAGAAGUAACAACAACAUAGUAGAAACAAUAGAACAUGUGUUAUAGGGAGAUUCCAUUUUGAAGAUAAUCUUUGCUGUACUGCGAUGCGAAGCUACAGACAGAUGCAUAUACUAUACUAUAUAUUUAUACUAUAUAAAUACUAAUAGUUCUCUUACGUGUGAAGAGAGUCGUCUUAAAAUGGAUUGUACAAACCUGUUUUGCAACUUGCACACAGCCUGUACAUUGAACACCUUAUUGCCUAUACAUAAGCUAAAUCAAGUGUGUAGUAAUGUCUAAACCAUUUCAUGAAUAAUGGAAGUCUAGUGACUGUCCCUCCAAAACGUUUUAGGCCGGUUUCCCUGGACCCUGGACUAUAAAUAAUGGUCACUGGAGAACCUCCAUUUCGAAAAUAGCAUUUUAGUUCAGUAUUUAGCUUAAUCCGUGUCCGGGGAAAACCGUCCCUUUCAAAUACAACUAUUGCACAGUAGCCUCAUACCAAAUGAUCUGCAUGUCUUAUCUGCUACUAUAUUUGAAUGAUUGUUUUAGUCAGCCUUCGGUCGCUAUGACCAUAGCCCCACACUACAGACAUUCCAUGAGUUGGUCUUAAAUCUAUGCAUCACAUUCCAUGUUCCACAUAGAACUCUAUGUACUGUACAUUUCCCUAGUUUAAUAUACUAUUUUGCACUUAAAUAUAGCCGUGUUCCAAACUAUUUCCCAUUCAAUCAUUUUUUUUUUUUCUUUUUUAAAUGUACCCAAAACUUAUAAUGGUAUGUAUUGUUAAGUUUGAAUGAUGACAUAUUUAGAUGGGGUUUUGUUUCAAAUAAACAAACUCAUAACCUAAA